Penaeus vannamei (Pacific white shrimp) is the source of this 483-nucleotide messenger RNA. NCBI's taxonomy places the organism in Eukaryota, Metazoa, Arthropoda, Malacostraca, Decapoda, Penaeidae. The record is from RefSeq and is a predicted model, not a curated record.
AUGGGGAUGUUGUGGUUGGGGUCACGGAGGGCUGCUGCUGCCGGUGUGCACAUUUGUACAGCUCAGACAGCCACACAACCAGAGUCAGAUCUAGACAGCCACAGACAACCAGAGUCAGAAAGACAACAGACAACCAGACUAGACAGCAGACAGCCACAACCAGAGAGAUCUAGACAGCCACAGACAACCAGAGAGAUUUCUAGACAGCCUCAGACAGCCACAGACAACCAGAACAACCAGAGAGAUUUUAGACAGCCUCAGACAGCCCAGAGAGUCAGAUCUAGACAGCCACAGACACCAGAGUCAGAUCUAGACAGCCACAGACAACCAGAGAGAUUUCUAGACAGCCUCAGACAGCCACAGACAACCAGAGUCAGAUCUAGACAGCCACAGACAACCAGAGUCAGAUCUAGACAGCCACAGACAACCAGAGAGAUUUCUAGACAGCCUCAGACAGCCACAGACAACCAGAGUCAGAUCUAG